AUGAAAUUCAGAAUACGAGAAUAUGACAAAGGUCCAGAUGGUGAUUCCAAGACACCUGACAAGGAAUCCUUCCACUCUGAGUAUAUUCUGUUUACUACAAACGACAACGAAGUAUCAUCCACAGUGACAACCAAAUCAAGAUACUUCUACGAGAGCCUGAAUAUCACCAAAGUUCUGUCUGAUCUGUUUCUUCCGAUUGGAUAUCCAGAUUCGGUUGACAAAUCGUACUUGCCGUAUCAAUUGUACGAUGGAUUGCAGGGAUUGUGUAGUUAUUGGAGAGGAGUGGUAUCCACCAAGGCUGUCCUAGAAGCUUCGGGGGUAGGGAAUUCCGAAGCCACGGCCUUUAGUGCAGCCAUUCAAUGGGCACUGAGGGAUGGAACCGGAAUGAUCGGUGGAUUAGUAUUUUCGUAUGUUUGCAGUUCUUAUUUCGAUACCCAUGUUAAGGAAUUUCGUUUGUUUGCUGAUGUCAUUAACGAUGUGGCUUUGACACUCGACAUGUUUGCCCCAAUUGCACCAGCCGAGUACAGCUUGUUCAUUCUGUCUUUGUCCACCUUUUGCAAAACUAUGUGUGGCAUGUCUGCUGGGGCCACCAAGGGACGUAUUACCCAACACUUUGCUAGCGACAACGGCAACAUGGCCGAUCUCACGGCCAAGGAGUCGACGCAAGAAACUUUGGUGAGUCUGUUGGGAAUGAUUGGGGGUGUCUAUGUAGCUAGAUGGCUGGAGGAUGCUCCAAUAAGCGUCACCUGGUGGAUAUUCUGGUUUUUGACGGCGGUGCAUGUAUGGGCGAACUACAAGGGUGUCAUGAUUAUCAAAUUGGCAACACUCAACCCUGAGCGGACGGAUGGAUUGUUCCGAGACAUUGUCCAGACCCUUGUUGACAACCAUGACGGUGGAAACGAUAUGGACGAAGGGAAACUACAAGCAAUCGUACAACGGGCUCCGUCACCAGAUACCGUAUCGGAGUCAUUGCUUCAUUCCACUUGGACUCUUUUCUUUCCACGCCUAGUCUUAUCCAAACCACUGAUCUUGAAAUAUUUGGACUGUAUACAAGCCUUCCAACAAGAAUCCUAUAUCUUGGGAUAUGGAGGAGGUCGAAGAAUCUACAUUUGGCUAGGUGUGGACGCAAGGAAAGUUGAUAGAUUACAGGGCUAUGUUCAUGCUAUGCUGAUUCGUGGACUAUUAGAUCAAGGAAAAGAGUGGAGUGUGGAACUUGUUCAAAGGUCGUUGGUUCAUGUAAAGCAACUGUUCCAUGUGAGACAUCCACUACGAGGACAAUCAAAAUACUCAUUACUCAGCUGCCUCGAGGACAAGGGUUGGGAUUUUCAUAGCAGACUGUACUUGGGUUACACUGAUGCACGAAUAGAGUGGUCAAAUAUCAAAGAAGAUUGA
Molecule: messenger RNA, 1392 nt
Organism: Cylindrotheca closterium
Lineage: Eukaryota; Bacillariophyta; Bacillariophyceae; Bacillariales; Bacillariaceae
Source: the annotation of a GenBank genome assembly